AUGAGAUUAGGGGAGGGUCGAGAGAUAGAGAGAGGAGUAGCAAAGAGAGGGAGAGGAGCGAUAGGGAGAAGAGCAGAGAUAGAGAGAGGAGACAGAGGGAGAAGGAUAGGGAGAGGAGGGAGAGGGAGAGGAGAAGCAGUAGUAGGUCACAGAGGGAAGAGAGGGAAUCGUGAAGUAGUUGAUAUAGGAAUGUUCAUAUUUGAUGACAUCGCAAAGAACAAAGAGAACCCAAGACCUGGAAUCAUUAUUAACAGUCCUAACGGAGAUGAUGUUUAUAGUGGAGUUCCCAAGGAUUACACUGGAGAUGAUGUUAACGUUGGUAAUCUGUUUGCUGUGAUUCUUGGAAAUAAAACAGCUCUUAAAGGAGGAAGUGGUAAGGUUGUAGAUAGUGGUCCAAACGAUCAUAUCUUCAUAUACUAUAGUGAUCAUGGUGGCCCGGGAGUGCUUGGGAUGCCAACUUCUCCGGCUCUAUAUGCAAACGAUCUAAACAAUGUAUUGAAGAAGAAACAUGCUUCUGGAACAUAUAAGAGCUUGGUGUUUUAUCUUGAGGCUUGUGAGUCUCGAAGUAUAUUCGAAGGUCUUUUACCAGAAGGUUUAAACAUUUACACGACAACUGCAUCAAAUGCAGAAGAAAGCAGCUGGGGUACUUAUUGUCCUGGAGAGGAUACGAGUGUACCGUCCGAGUAUGAGACCUGUUUAGGCGACUUAUACAGUGUUGCCUGGAUGGAAGAUAGGUACGACAGCGUCACUGUUUGUGGUGAUCUUGAAUGUCAAGAUCAGUUGAAUGAGAGGAACAAACCAUUCUUUGACUUGUGUGAUGGAAUCUUCAUGAACUACACAUGGAAGGUUCUGUUGGAUAUUGGAUCCUUGAUUAAAUCAUAA
Messenger RNA from Eruca vesicaria subsp. sativa (arugula), 882 nucleotides. The record is from the annotation of a GenBank genome assembly. Lineage: Eukaryota; Viridiplantae; Streptophyta; Magnoliopsida; Brassicales; Brassicaceae.